UCGGCGGGCUUGGCUCUCCCGCGGCAUCGCAGCAUCUCUCCCAGCGGCGGUGGCUGCGCAGCCGCCCGCCUUGCCUGGCUCCCUCCCUCCCUCCUUCGCCUCCGCCCCACCCCGCGCGCCAAGCACCAACCCUUUUCUCCCCCUUCUGCUUUUUUAUCGCUCGGGCGGUUGUUAUCUGGCUCAUUGUUCCUGAGACAAGAGCCCGGAGACCAGCAUGGAUGAUCCGGACCAAUCCCCCCUGGUUUCUUCUACCACGGCCGCUCCAGAGCAGGACCGGCGGCAACCGCAGCAGCCUCUUUUCCAGUACCAGUUUGUGAGGGACCCGGAGAACGAGGAGGAGGAGGAGGACGACGACGAGGAAGACGAGGAAGACCUGGAUGACGAGCAGCUGGAAGUGAGGGAGAGGAAGCCCGCCGCUGCGCCUACGGCCCCUCCGGCGCCCUCCUCCGCCCCGCCGCUGGUGGACCGGGGCGCCUCUGGGGAGCAGCCACCCAGCCCGCCCCCAUUCCCCCAGCCCGCUUGGGUCUCUCCCGUCGUCUCUACCACUACCAGCCCAGUCACUGCUGCCGCCUUCGAGGACGCCCCUAAGGGGGAGAAGGAGAGGGAGCCUCCCCGCAGCGCCCCGCUGCCACCUCCGCACUGGGAAGAGCCCCGCGCACCCGCCAUCCCUCCCCGGAGCGCCCCGCUGCCCCCCAAGCGAGAGGAGCCCCCGGUCGCCAAGAAGGGCGCCGCCCCAGUCUCUCCCGAUGAGACACUUUUUGCUCUUCCUGUUGCAUCUGAACCUCUGAUGCAUUCUUCUGCAGACAAAGGUAUGGACUUGCAAGAACAACUGGGUCAUGCAUGCUCAGCCAGGCAAGAAGAUUUUGCUGCUGCCUCUCUUGAUGCUACUGCUUCUCUUCCCUCCCUCUCUACUCUUUCAGUCAAUCCUUUUAAAGAGUAUGCGGCUCUUGAUACAUUAUCAGAUGAACUAUCUGCAAAACAUAGUUACAGUCAAAUUGGAAGUGAUGUGUUUAAACUUACUACCCAGACUGCACAAAACCCAUUCCUUGCAGAUGAUGGCAAUGAAUUUGCAAAUGUGAAACCUUCAUACUCUGCGGAUCAUUCAUUCUGCCUAUUUCAGACUAAGGAACCAUUGGAUGCUAAAAUAAUUCCUGAUACAAAAGAAUUACCCGUAUGCCAACAGGAUUUUUCUCUAGAAUCACCUGUUGAAUUAUUUGUAGAGCAAGAUAAAAAAGAGUAUCUUGAAGAGGAGAAGCAUGCUAUCUAUGAUCAUGGUGAAAAUAUAACUUUAAUUGAUAAUCAUUAUUCAAGAGAUGAAUAUGCAGAUUUAAAGCCUUUUGAACUCUCCUGGGUUAGUAAUGAAAGCAGUAAUUUUAAGGAUGUAUCUGAGAAUGAGAUAGACAAGAAAUUAGAAAGUAUUGCAGACAAAUACAUCAAGGAAGCUAAAAUUCUGCCUGCCCACAAAGUCAUUGAAAAAGAGAAUGAAAGCAGCAAUGAAGCUAUUUCUUUCCCCAGUAUUCCAGAAGCUUCAAAGGAAUCUUCACAGUCUUAUAUUACUUGUACAGAAUUUGAACCAUCAGAUAAAAUUGAGAACAACAUGGUUACAUCUCUCCCUCUAACAGAGGAAAAGGCAUAUGAAAAUAAAACAGAUGAAAAAAAGAUAGCAGAAAUGAUGGACCAAUUUGGCAGUACCCAUAUUGAUUUGACAAGUGGCCAAGAGCAGAAAGUUGAUUCAAAGACAGAAGAGAUUCUGUUGAAGAAGGUCUCUGAUACUAAUGUCCCUGAAGGCUUAACUCCAGAUUUGGUUCAAGAAGCUUUUGAGAGUGAACUACAUGAUGUAAUUAGUCCCAAGCUUGCUUAUGAAAAAAAGAUUGAUUUGGUUCAAACAUCUGAGUUAUCACAAGAGUCUUUGAAUGUUGCUGUACAGCUCUGUCCUUCCUUUGAAGGAGGGUCUGAAACAUCUCCAUCCCCUAUCUUACCAGACAUUGUUAUGGAAGCACCAUUAACUGCAAACUCUGCUGUGGUUGGAGGGCCUCUUGGGCAGCUUGAAAUAUCCCCACUUGAAACGUUCACUGCUGAGGAUGAAUAUGAGAACGAUUAUGAGAAUGUAUUACAGAAAUCUGAGAAGCCUCCAUCUUAUCAGGAAGCAACAAAAGUACCAGUAAUCCAAGCAAAAGAAGUCAUGGUUGAAGCUUCUAAGAAACCUGAAAAUGAGAGUAACCCACCUCUGGAAGAUUUAGAUACUUCAUAUAUAUCAAUUGCAUGUGAUUUAGUUAAAGGGACUAAAAUACCUUCAUCAGAGUUCACAGAAUAUUCGAAAACAAAAACCACAGAGUGUGUAUUGCAACCUGUGCCUGAGUACAGUGAGCAUCUUGAAAGGAACUCAUUGCCAUCUGACAAAAGCUAUUCAUUUAGUAGUCAACCAGACAUUAAUCUUGUGCAGAAAGAAGCAGCUGUGAAAGUGUCAUUAUUUGAAACAGCUACUAAUAUUAUAUCAAAUGGAGCCCAGAAAGAAAUAUACAAAGAAGUACAAUCUUCUCUUAGUGAACCCUACUUGGAGUCAUUCCAGCCUCAACUGGAAACUUCAAAAAAUGAACCAACUACUUGGUGUUUGGAAGCUGAGGCUGCAGAUCUAGCUAAGAAAGAAAAGGCUCCACAGCAACAUAUGGAAGAACUUGGUGGGUAUAAUGAUGGUUUUCCUGUUUUUAAGGAACCCAUAGUGAAAGAAAAAAUUGUGCUGUCUGCACAGUCCUCUCCAGAGGCAGAUGGCACAGUCCCUUAUCAAGUUGACAACCUGAUGAGAAGUACCGGAGAUAUAUUAAAGGAGAAUGAAAGUAAAAGGCCUUGUGAAACUCUUCAAGCUGAGCUGAUACCACCUGCUUACCAAGAAGUAGCACAGGACUUGUCUCUAAAAAACAUACAUAUGAAAUUUGAAGAGCAGGAUCUUUCUUUGGAAAAAUCCUCUGAAGACCUGGGCAGAGAAGCAGCUAAGGAGGAUUUCCCCCCAACUGAUGUUACUCCUUUUCCCUCAGAGAAAAAAGUAGUCGAUGUAAGAAAGGGAGCUGAGAGCCAAGAUGUUUCAGUUAAAGAAAAGGAGAAACCCAUUUCUAUGUUUCCGUCAAAGCUGAGUGAGCCUUCAGUGGUUGACCUCCUAUACUGGCGAGACGUUAAGAAGACUGGUGUGGUGUUUGGAGCCAGCUUGUUCCUGCUUCUUUCUUUAACAGUGUUCAGUAUCGUGAGUGUGAUUGCUUAUAUUGGCUUGGCCCUCCUGUCAGUGACCAUCAGUUUUAGAAUAUACAAAGGAGUUAUCCAAGCAGUCCAGAAGUCAGAUGAAGGCCAUCCCUUUAGUGCUUACUUGAAUAGAGAUGUCACUGUGUCUGAGGAGCUUGUUCAAAAAUACAGCCAUGUUGUGCCUGGUCAUCUCAACAACACAAUUAAGGAACUCCGGCGCCUAUUCCUAGUGGAUGAUUUGGUGGAUUCUCUAAAGUUUGCAGUAUUGAUGUGGGUGUUUACCUACGUUGGUGCCUUGUUCAAUGGUUUGACAUUGCUGAUACUAGCGCUGAUAUCACUUUUCAGUAUUCCUGUUAUUUAUGAGAAGCACCAGACUCAAAUUGACCAUUAUGUGGAACUUGUAAACAAGAAUGUGAAAGAUGGAAUGGCAAAGGUUCAAGCUAAAAUUCCUGGACUGAAGCGUAAAACUGAAUGAAAUCACGAAGCAACUUUUAUUAAAACAAAUCAUCUUUUAAGUGGGGAUGGGAGGCAUAUUCAUUUGGAUUAUAUGGGGAGGGUCAGGGAAUAGCAAGCCUUGACAUUGCAGUGCAAUUUCACAGAUCUUUAUUUUUUAGGAACAGUGUUUCAGAGGGAGGAAAUAACCUGUUCUUGACUGCUGUGUGUAUGUCCAUCCUAAGUAUUGUAAGCUGCUACAUAUGGAUUUAAACCUAAUCCUGUUUGCUUCUCCCAUAUGCAGCACAGCUUAACCUAACCAGUUGGAGAGCUGUACAUUUUAUGCUUUGGCCAAGAAUAGUCUUGUCGUUGUUUCAAGAGGGGUUAGUGUAUGGAAAACAUUUCCUUUAGCACUGUCUCUGGUUUGUGUUGAUUGAUUGCAGAUUUUCUAAAAUGAAAUGUUUAGAAUUUGCCAUUAAAGCAAGCUUGAAAGGUCUUGCCUUUUUGUUAUCAAGUUUAGCUGUACUGUGCUUUUAAUUCUACUAUUUUAUCAAUUGCCAAUAUAAAAUUAAAUAUAUAGUGUGUCACAGCUGCUUAGGAUGUCCAGCUCCUCCAUAGUGAUUGAAAUACUAGAUAAAUGAACUGAGGUUUUUUUUUGAGCUCCUUAAUACUGUAUAUUAGCUUAAAUUUUCAGAAAAAAACUAGUACCUAUUAAAACCAACUCUGCACAUUACAGUUUCUGCCAUCUCCUUUGCUGCACAAACUCCUAUAGUCUAUUUUAAGUAAACAACUUUACAGUUCUCAAACUCUGAAUCUGUGGAAUGAAUUUCUGAUGGUGUGAUCCUCAGAUCCUUGCAGGCAGAACAAGGAACCCUCAGCAUGCUUGUUUUCCAUUGUGCUUGGAAUCUUCAGCAUCUGUGCAUGGGUCAGUGGAUUGUACCCUGAUGCUGCAAAUGCGAUUUGGACAUUUCAAAUACAUGUGGGGUUUAAGCUGUAUUGAACUAUGUCUGUGGGAUGCAUUGUGAAAUGUAAAAAGAAAAUGAUUUUGAGUUAUCAAUAAAGUGUAUGGACUCAUAUGAUGUGUAAAUCUGAUUGCACUUAAUAUGCUAUAUCAUCAUGCUUCACAACUCAGCGUAAGGAGCAAUGUCACUAAAAAUGAUUUAUACCCAA
This is a messenger RNA of Pseudonaja textilis, 4833 nucleotides long. RefSeq names its product reticulon 4 (gene RTN4). Gene Ontology annotation, cellular component: endoplasmic reticulum membrane; postsynaptic density; neuron projection. The record is from RefSeq and is a predicted model, not a curated record. Gene Ontology annotation, biological process: neuron differentiation; endoplasmic reticulum tubular network formation; brain development. Lineage: Eukaryota; Metazoa; Chordata; Lepidosauria; Squamata; Elapidae.